Molecule: messenger RNA, 2881 nt
Organism: Drosophila arizonae
Lineage: Eukaryota; Metazoa; Arthropoda; Insecta; Diptera; Drosophilidae
Gene: Hr96
Product: Nuclear hormone receptor HR96
Biological process (GO): positive regulation of transcription by RNA polymerase II; cell differentiation; negative regulation of transcription by RNA polymerase II
Molecular function (GO): zinc ion binding; RNA polymerase II cis-regulatory region sequence-specific DNA binding; nuclear receptor activity
Source: RefSeq, a predicted model, not a curated record
CUUUCACAAACACGGUGCGAGAACAACAGAAGAGGGCUCCAUUAAUUAAAAUGUGUGGUGAUAACGAAACUUACUAAUUUAUACGUGUUGAAAUCGCGGGGUGAAAUGUGUAAUUAAAGAGGAGGUUUGGAAAGGAAAAUGUUUGAGGACGAACAACAACCAUAAGUGCUAUUAAAAGAAGUAUCGCUAAAAGCUAAGCAAGUUUUCGCGGCCAGCCCACAACAAAGCAGAGCAAUUAAAAAAUCAAUCACAAUUCUAAUUGAAAGCUGGGGAGACAGAAGCAGAAACAGAGGCAGAGGUAGGGCUCGGCAAUAUGUCACCCCCUAAGAACUGUGCCGUGUGCGGCGACAAGGCGUUGGGGUAUAAUUUCAAUGCCGUUACUUGCGAAAGCUGCAAGGCAUUCUUUAGACGCAAUGCGCUGGCUAAAAAGCAGUUCACCUGCCCAUUUAAUCAGAAUUGUGAGAUUACCGUGGUUACCCGCCGUUUCUGCCAGAAGUGCCGUCUGAAAAAAUGCUUGGAUAUUGGAAUGAAAAGCGAAAACAUUAUGUCCGAGGAGGACAAACUAAUCAAGCGUCGAAAAAUAGAAAACAAUCGUGCCAAACGUCGUAUGAUGGAGCACGGCGGAUCCGAUGCAGACGCAGAUGGCGAUUACAACAAGGUAGCCGGUGCUGUUGCCGAUAGUAGCUCUAAUGUGGACAUGUAUGGUGGCUCGCAAGACUCCCAAAGCUGCGGCUCACCCGACAGUGACGCCAAUGGCAGGCCCACGGGACCAGCUAGCUCAACCACAAGCAGACCGAGUGAUCGGCGUGCAGAAACUAACCCGUUGUUAAUGACAGCCGAUCAACUAGUUGACGAGAUAGUAGCUGAUCCAGAUCGCGCUUGUCAGGCUAUUAACAGACUAAUGCGUACCCAAAAGGAAUCUAUCUCCGUUAUGGAGAAGAUCAUUGAAUCACAAAAAGAUGCCUUAAAACUUGUAUCACACUUGAUCGAUUAUCCUGGUGACGCACUCAAAAUCAUAAGCAAAAUUAUGAACUCGCCUUUCAAUGCGUUAACAGUAUUUACCAAAUUUAUGAGUUCACCGACAGAUGGCCUUGAAAUAAUUUCUAAGAUUGUCGAUUCCCCUAAAGACGUAGUAGAGUUUAUGCAAAACCUGAUGAAGUCGCCGGAGAAUGCCAUUGACAUAAUGAACAAAUUUAUGAACACACCUGCUGAGGCUCUUAAAAUGUUAAAUCGUAUCUUCAAUGGCACAAACACGACAACAGAAACUGACCGGAAGCCCGUAAAUGGGAAUGGGGACAACAAUGUCUUGGAUAGUGGGGAGAAGGAUUUGGGUCAAUAUCCGCAGUGUGACAAACAGUCGUCGGCAGUGCGCGUGGACACUGUCAUACAGACCAUGCUGCAUGGCAGUCCAUCGGGGAGCAUAAGUAGCAUAAACACGGGAGAGGCCGGGGUCACCUCGCCAUUAAGCAGCAUUGCUAGCCCAACCAGUAAUAUACCAAUUGACUUGCACUAUCAGUCACCCAGUACGACCUUAAUGCCAGACGAACUGCCUAGCACAUCGGGCAGUCAUUCUUUGCCCUACAUAGCCAAUUCGCCAGAGUUCGAUGUAAAGGGCUUUAAUCAGCCCAGUUUUAGUGAUGAGCUCAGCAUGGACGGAAGCGUCAGCAUUAACUCCAUAGAGUCGGUGCUAUCGGAAGUCAUACGUCUGGAGUAUCAGGCGUUUAAUAGCUUGCAAGCUCCCGCUUCGCGCAUCAAAGAUGAACUGUAUCAUGCUGCUGGCGGCAUGCCAUCAUCCUACAUGAGUCAGGAGCAGGCGUAUGGCGGCUGCAAAGGCACGCAGCAAUAUCUGCAGCACCAGCAACCAAUUUGCGCACCGUCAAGCAUUAUUAUGGAGCGCGACCUGAACGAGGCUGAGCAGAUGAAGCUACGCGAGUUGCGAUUAGCCAGUGAAGCCCUCUACGAUCCAGUUGAUGAAGAUCUCAGUGCCUUGAUGAUUAACGACGAGCGUAUUAAGCCCGACGAUGCGCGACAAAGUCCAAAGCUGUUACAGCUUAUCAAUCUAACGGCAGUGGCAAUAAAGCGCCUCAUUAAGAUGGCCAAAAAGAUCAGUGCAUUCCGGGACAUGUGCCAAGAGGAUCAGGUGGCAUUGCUCAAAGGGGGCUGCACCGAAAUGAUGAUAAUGCGUUCAGUGAUGAUAUAUGACAACGAUCGAGGUGCUUGGAAAGUGCCACACACCAAAGAGAAUAUGGCAAACAUACGCACCGAUUUACUAAAGUUUGCCAAAGGGAAUGUCUACGAAGAGCAUCUAAAGUUCAUUAGCACAUUUGAUGAAAAAUGGCGAAUGGAUGAAAACAUUAUUCUCAUAAUGUGUGCCAUUGUUCUUUUUUCACCGGCGCGAGCGCGUCUGAUUCACAAGGAUGCCAUUAGGCUGGACCAAAAUUCCUAUUAUUAUCUUCUGAGAAGAUACUUGGAAAGCGUUUAUCCGGGCUGUGAGGCAAAGAACGCGUUUAUUCGAUUGAUACAAAAGAUUUCAGAUGUGGAGCGUCUGAAUAAAUUCAUCAUAAACGUAUAUCUGAAUGUGAACCCUUCCCAGGUGGAACCUUUAUUACGUGAAAUAUUUGAUUUGAAAAAUCAUUGAGACAAAUUUGGAAUUGAGCAUCAAAUGCCACAUAGAAUAAUCACUGGGCUGCUGUUGUUGUUGUUUCUAUAGUCUAUCAGCUACAAUUGUUUUUGUUUUUCGCUUUAAAAGUUAGAUUUAAAUCGAAUGUGAUUAUUAGAUUUGCAUAUAAAACAUAGUUUUUAUAUUUCUACAUCAAAGAGAGUAUAUUUAGGUACAAAAAGCAUAGCGAAAUAUAACAUGUACACCUUUUAAUUAGUUUUC